Fusarium venenatum is the source of this 219-nucleotide messenger RNA. NCBI's taxonomy places the organism in Eukaryota, Fungi, Ascomycota, Sordariomycetes, Hypocreales, Nectriaceae. The record is from RefSeq and is a predicted model, not a curated record.
AUGCCUGGAAAAUCAAGCGACUGGGACAACGCCGAGUUCCUCAUGGAUCUUGUCGUCGGCCUCUACACUGGUGCCCAGACCAACAAGGGCUUGACUCCUGCCAUCAAGGAAUCCAUUGAGGAGUACCUCAAGACUCGUGGAUAUACCACUUCCUUUGACGCUGUUCGGCUGCAAAUUGUUCUGGCAAACACUAAGAAGCCUGUUACUAUCCUUACCUAG